UUCACAUGCAGAGCUACAGAGAGACUUUUAUCUCCCCAUCCUUCUCACUUCUCACUCAGUACUUUGCAUCCCGGAGACAGAAACAAGCAGCCAGUAGCAACCUGUAUAAGAAGCCAUGGCUAAUAAAGGACCUUCAUAUGGCAUGAGCCGUGAUGUCAUGUCCCGCAUAGAAAAAAAGUAUGAUGAUGAAUUGGAGGCACGUCUAGUGCAGUGGAUUAAGCUUCAGGCCGGUGCUGACGCAGGGGAACCACCAGAGCAAGGAAGAUAUGGAUUCCAGCAAUGGUUGAAGAAUGGCGUGGUUCUUUCAAAACUGAUAAAUAGCCUAUAUCCUAAGGGCUCACAGCCUGUUAAGGUCCCUGAACCCCCUCCCAGCAUGGCCUUCAAGCAAAUGGAACAAGUGGCACAGUUCCUAAAGGCGUCCGAGGGUUACGGAGUGGUGAAAACGGAUAUCUUUCAAACCGUAGACCUGUAUGAAGGAAAAGAUUUGGCUGCUGUGCAGAGGACAAUUGUGGCUCUUGGGAGUAUUGCAGUCACUAAAAAUGAUGGCCAGUACCAAGGAGAUCCCUCCUGGUUCAUGAAGAAAGCCCAGGAACAUAAACGGGAUUUCUCUGACGACAAGCUGAAAGAAGGAAAGAAUAUAAUUGGUUUGCAGAUGGGUAGCAACCAAGGAGCCUCCCAGUCUGGCAUGACAGGCUAUGGCCGCCCAAGACAGAUUAUGAGUUAAAGCCAAAAAAGAGGCAAGAAUUGUUGUUAACCUCUUCACUGCUCUAAGAGUCCCUAAGCAAAUCUGCAGCAAUGAAAGGGCGAGACUAAACCUGGUUCUCCUAGUCAUUCCACUAUUGCAGAAGAAACGCAAGCAUAGCCAUUCCAAUGAUAAGUAUCUAAAAACGAAGGAUCCGUCGCAAGAAAACACUUUCACUUUUAUGUUACAAAAGUGGUCACUCCUUUCCAAAACAAUUUUAUGCAGCUUUCUAACUAUAUUUUCAAUUACUGAAAGUGAAAUGUAAUUAAACAUCACAAGGUUGGCUGUUUGAGAUCCAGUCUUCAUUCACGACCCCCAUCCCUUUCCCUUGGUAUAUGUCCUAGUAAGAGGCCCGGUCUUGUUCAGAAACAAUAUUUCUUGCAGGGCAUCUCAAGAAUGCUUCUUUUCUAACCAUAUCAAGAAUAGUAGUUUUAAAAGACGUAAUAACUCAAUGUUUCAUGCUCCUCUCUUAUAGCCCCCAUUCCAUGCUUUCAGCUCACACUUGGCUAUUUUCAUUUGUAGAAACAGAUCUCCAUUUAACAAGGUCUUCACAAGAUACUGCUCAUCACUUGCAAUGCAACAGCAUGUUUUCUAUUCAAUCUGACAGCAGUUAACGAGGUUAAUUGUCACCUAUGAUUUCAACCGUAAAUUUCUCUACCCUUUUAAAUCGGUGUUUAUUAUAAAGAUUUUUUUAUUCUUUGUUGGUCAAAAUAAAAAACAUUUGAAACCAUUAAA
Molecule: messenger RNA, 1477 nt
Organism: Rana temporaria (common frog)
Lineage: Eukaryota; Metazoa; Chordata; Amphibia; Anura; Ranidae
Gene: TAGLN
Product: transgelin
Exons: 5
Coding region: 116-724 (202 amino acids)
Molecular function (GO): protein binding
Source: RefSeq, a predicted model, not a curated record